Molecule: messenger RNA, 3138 nt
Organism: Rhipicephalus microplus (southern cattle tick)
Lineage: Eukaryota; Metazoa; Arthropoda; Arachnida; Ixodida; Ixodidae
Product: vezatin
Biological process (GO): cell-cell adhesion
Cellular component (GO): plasma membrane
Molecular function (GO): myosin binding
Source: RefSeq, a predicted model, not a curated record
GCUCCUGUUUCAGUUCGCGUUUGAAGUCUCGAUUUCGCAAGUGUUUCCAAAUUUAGAGAGAUUGUGAGCAUGAAAGCAUACUACAGUGAAUGCUAAGUGAACAUGGAUUUCGACGACGAUGGCGUCAUACUGCCGAAUUCGCCGUUGUAUGCUCACCUCACCGAAGCCGGGUUUGAACUUCCCGACACGGAGGUUGCGUUUGUGCAGACUUCGGAUGAUCGGCGCCCAACGCUGAAAAAAACGUGCCAUCUGCCUCGUUCCAAGAUACUCUCUUUCCUGCCAAAUGUACUCACCAUUUUUUCAAAUGGGCUGUACAAAGCGAAAUCUGCAGUUCUACAAUCAUUUCACUACUUUGACGGAGAACCCUUCUUAGAAGAGAUCUUGGGAAGCCCAUGCCUCGAUGAGGAAGACCAGAGGUUUUUGAGAAACCUCCUUGAAGCUAGAGAUGUUAGUGUAAACAAAGAAAAUUUUCAAGGCAGCUUCCUUACAUACAGCAUUGUUGCUGCUGUCAUCGUGUGCCUCAUUGCCAGAUGUUUGUCUUCAGAGCAACAGAGCAGUGCCGAGAGUGUACUUUUAGGAAUGGUGGCCUGUGCACUGCUGUUGGUUGCCGGAAUGAUGCUCGUCAAGUACUGCUUUUUGCGUCAGUACCGAACAAACAUUCACAGCCUGCUUUGGACGAUGCAAGAAGUUCGAGUCAUGAUCAGGAAGUGCUUGCAGAUUAUCCAGGAGGCUGAAGUGGUGGCCCGUGGAUUUACCCUGGCAUCUCACAAUGUUCCUGUUCACCGAAUCGAGAUGAACGUGCUCAUGCCGAACUUGGAUCCUCAGAGACAGUGCCCCGAGCUACGGAAGUCAGUGUUCCUGUGGACCCGAGAGCUGUUCCUCAUCGGGAAGAGCGCCACCUUGGAAGCCAUUGAGUCUGUUCCACUUGAAGGUGAACUCGAUGUGAGCGCCAUCUACCUGGCAUACACGGCACCUGAAGAUGUCAGCGUAGAGCUUUUUGCGCCGCUCGGCAAAGCUCUUGAAGAAGGAACUGAAAAUUUCUCUCUCUCAUCUCUCAAGGCCAUGCUGUAUCUCAUGCACAUUCAGCACUCGGAGUUUCUCCGGAGGCUGUCACUGUCUUUGAUUCCUGGAAUCAAGAAAAGCUGUCUCUUCGACGCACUCUCCUUGAAGACAAUCGUUGCCGACCUCAGAGCUAGCAUUCAAGCGCAGCUGAGAAACUUCUGCAAUGCCUACCAGUUCUACAAGAGCAGUCAGGUGACAGAGGAACUAGAGAGCAGGCCGCUGCGGUCGCUGCGUGCAGCACCCCACGAGCUUCACAUGGCCACUCACAGUUUGGGGCUUCAUUUGAUGGCAGCCCUGAAACGUUCCCAGGCACUGGAAAGCAUCACAGAAUCCAUUGGGGAGGAUUCUCAAAUUGAGCCGCUGGAAGCCAAUCUCAGCUGCCUACUUUCUGAAGUCAAAGCAGAGCUUGCAUCAAGCUGCAGCUGCCUUGAAGAGGUCUCCAUGCUAUUGGACAAGCAAUCAGCACACAAACUUUCUGCCGAGAGCCCAGCCCUGGAGCUGCCACAACCUGUUGCAAGUACCGGCUCAGUCGUAGUCAUAAACGAAAAUGACGUUCCCGUGAUUGAAGACGAGGUCUUUGAAGCUAUGCUGCCAGAAAAGGGUGAUCCUGGUGAUGUCAAUGGAGAUGACCUUGAAUUACCUACACAGAAGGAGCAGAAGGAGGCUUCUGCUGUUGUGUUCAAGGAGCUGAAGAGCGUGCUUGUCCUCAAGGCCAGAGAACACCGUGAGCGAGAGAAAAACGCGCUAGCUCGUUGUGGAGUGGAGGGAGGACACUUUGACAAGCUAGGGUUCGUCGUGCCUGAGGUCGACGUUCCCGCCGACAACGACGGUCACGUAGGUGACUGCUCCCCCUCGUUCGAAGGAGGCGUGGCAGCGAGAAGUACAACACCUCUGCACAAUACCGCCAUGGGCGACGAACGCUCCGAGACAAUGGAGCUUCGGCUCGGCAAUGCCGAAGAGUCGGCGAAGUGCGAAGGUUCGGAAGUUGCCGCCGAGAUCGCCGCCAGGUUCACGCUUCCGCUUUAUGAAGGGAAGUGCAUGCCCAAUCCGCGCAACAUAGCCCUCAUGGCGGCACUAAGGUCACAGCAGGUUAUGCGUAUGGAAGUCAGUACGUUUGAGGACGGCACGAGUGACAGUUCUUCUUCGGACGAAGGUGAAGAAGGUGACAAGUGAUUUUACAUUCAUUCAUGUGAAAUUUGCUUUUUCUGUGCAACUUAUGAACUCUGCUUGUACGUUCAUAAAUUACUGAGGAAGUGAUCAGGUUUUGUUGGUCAUUGACUUUUUGAUCUUGUAAAAUUACUGUAUUUUCUUGUGUAUGGGCUGCCUCUGCAUACAACUUGCACCUCCAGCUACAAACUGGAUAAAAAAAGUUAAAAGAAAAUGCGUAUUGCCAUAAGGCUCCCUUUUUUGCAUGACAGUUGAGGAGUGCUGUGGAGCCAACUUGCACUCCAUAAUUCGUGUGUAAAUCACACACACACACACACUUUGGCUCCAAAUGUCCUGUAUAUUUCGUGCUGGUUAUGCAAGAGAAAAUAUGGUAUUUUAUGGGCACUGCAUAUAGAAUGGUGUUUAGCUUUAGGAAGAAACUGUGUUGUGUAAUGCUGUGUGCAUGUAGUGUGCAUAAAUAAAGAAAUCACAUCGUUGAAGUAAUGUUGCCUGCAGAUGAGAUUUUGCUUUAACGGCUUAGCUAUGCUGCUAAAAUGCAAAUACUAUAUGUGCGCAAAUGUACAAGCAUAGGCAUGUGUGUGUACAAAAAAUCACUAGCGCGACCUUGAGCUUUAUAUUUAUAGCACACGAGUUCUUGAUGACCAUCACAUUCUGCGGAUGCUCCUCCGCACCCUCAUGUCUCAUAGUGCCUUCAUAUUGCUAAAUAUGCACUGUUAAUUUAAGUAUUUUACCUGCUGACUCCAUACUUACGUAGCACUUGUUACGCUUGUUCUCGCUUCCUAUGGAAGAACAUUGUAGUUAAAAUGCAUGUGUCUUCAUGCUUUCCCCAGUUGUGCCUUGAAGGCUAAAAAAAAAAAUCUCUGUGCUAAAAUAAAAAUUUUACUUGUGCACGUCUAAACAAUUACAGCA